AAAAAAUUUGCAUUAAAAAUUUCAUUAAAUAUUUUUUAACUAUACUUUUUUGAUAAAGUAUUGCAACCGCAAACCAUGUCUUCAUGCAAAUAGGCCUGAAGAUUUCGCGAUUUCACUUUUAUCUUUUUAUGCAUUAGUUACGAGUUCAUGCUUAACAUACAAAACUUCUUAGUGCCAGUACUGAAGAAGUCGCGGUCCAUGAAGGAAAAUUAGCUUUUAACGUUUUUCGAGCUUAGGACCGCUGUACUAUGCAGUUUCCGAAAAUUUCUUGGUGGUAGUUCUUCAGAACUCGCGGUCCAUGGAGAAAAAAUAGAUUUUAACGUUUUUUGAGUUAUGGACCGCUGUGCCAUUGGGGUUGUCUUCAACCAAUGUGGCCCGAAGAUUUCGCGGAUUGAUUUCGAUUGUUUUUUGGAUCGGUUGCUGUUUGUAUUCGUAAAAGCAAGUACAUUAGUGCUAUGCUUAACUUACAACAUAUUUUGGCGGUUAUUCAUAAAAAAUCGGUCACAAGGUACUUAUGAUUGAAAAAUUAAAUUCUGUGAAAUUCGUGUGCACCACGGCAGAUAUUUGGUCAACAAAGAAGAGAUCCUUUUUUGGAUACACAUGCCAUUGGCUUGAUAACAAUUUCCAACGUCACUCCGUUGCACUGGCGUGUAGUCGAAUGGCUGGAAGCCACACCUUUCACAGAGUCGCUGAGUUCGUACAACGCAUAAAUGAUGACUUUCAUCUAAGCAACGAACAAAUCGUAUGCACUAUUACUGAUAACGGAAGCAAUUUCGUUAAGGCCUUCAAGGAGUUUGGCAUCAGUCUUGAUAAUGAAGGUCAAUCAGAAGGUGUAGCAGAUUAUGACGAUGACGUUCCUGAAUCACAGGAGAUCCCAUUGUUUCGGCUGCCAAAACAUUAUAGGUGUGGUUGCCACACACUUAACCUGUUAGCCACAACGGAUUACAUGAGCAUUAUUAAGUCUGACAGCAGAGUGUUCGGGGAGCAUGCGAGUGUAUUGAAAAGGUGUUCAGCAAUAUGGAACAAGUGUAACCGCCCAAAAACUGCAGAGUGCAUCAAAAGCCUGCUGGGCUGCUCACUUAAAACGCCAGUUGCAACUCGGUGGAACACUCUUUACGACGCCUUUAAGCAUGUGUUAAAAUUCAAAGACCAGUUUGACGAUCUUUUUAAGCUAUUAGAUGUCACGAAGUUUACUUCUAGUGAAAUGGAAUAUUUGCAAGAGUAUUGCAAAAUAAUGGAGCCUCUGGCUACAGGACUGGAUUUCCUUCAAAACGAGAAGACCAUGUUAUACGGCUAUUUCGUCCCAACAAUAUUGACAUUAAAAGUCAAAUGGGAAAAAAUGAAUCUUAAUAAUGAGUUCAAUUUCUUAAAUGUAAGAAUUGUAGAUUUGAUAAACGCACUUGAGGGGAGAUUCCGUGAUAUUUUCACAGUAUCACCGAAAGUUCAUGAUGCUUUUGUCGCCGCUAUUACAUGUCCAGCAAUCAAAUUUAAGUUUCUUCCUUCAAUGAAGAGUACUGCACAAGAAUGGACAGAUCUUAAAUUCAAGGAUAUGUUCCUAAAACAUGCGUCUGCAUUUUUCAAUGAUACUCCCUCUACAUCUGUAAGAAGCAAAGGUUUAAGUUUUUUUGAUUUUGGAGAAACAACUGAGGAUCUAACAUUGCACGAAAGCUCUGUCGUCGUAGAGUUCGGCCGCUAUUUGAACGACAUGGAUGAAGACUUGGAAUGCCUAAAUCGAUAUCCUAUUAUUAAAGCGACUUUUUUCAAAUACAACACUCCGUUACCAUCGUCUGCUCCUGUAGAGCGUCUUUUCAGUUACGCCGGCAUGGUCAAUGGGAAGAAAAGACAAAAUUUGUCGGAUGGCCAUUUCGAAAAGCUCGUUGUUUUAAAAGCAAACAAUGUCUUUUAAAUAAUUUUAAUAAAUAAAUAAUAACAAAUAAUUUUUAACAUAAGAACCUUUGUAAAUCACUUCACAGGUUAGCUACCUAAGUUCGUACAAUUGAUAGAAAUAAACAGUUUUAAUUCAGAACUCUCAAGGAAUCGCUCUUCCCUGAUGAAAACGAAUAUGAAGAAGACUACAAUCAAGACGACAAAAAGAUGACCUGAAGCGAAGCCAAGACGGUCAUGACGGCCGACUGAGCAAAAACGUGCUUUAUCAAACGACGCGACGACGAUAAAUACUCAAUCGAAGAACUAUCAAACUUAAACUAUAUUAUGUUUUCUAUUAAAUAAAGUUUCUCAUAUUCUAUCACUUACAAAAUAAAGCCGCACAUAUAUACUUAACAAAAUAAAAUAGAACAUUUUUACUUUUUCCUGGAUUCCUGGCAAAUCAUUUGUAUCCUGGCGAUUUUGGUUGACAAAUUCUUAGGAUCUGUCAGAUCCAAUGAUUCCACAAUAUAGACAUUCAAUGUAAAACCGCCAAAAGACUAUCCUCAU
Drosophila takahashii is the source of this 2433-nucleotide messenger RNA. The record is from RefSeq and is a predicted model, not a curated record. Lineage: Eukaryota; Metazoa; Arthropoda; Insecta; Diptera; Drosophilidae.